Molecule: messenger RNA, 1107 nt
Organism: Sphaeramia orbicularis (orbiculate cardinalfish)
Lineage: Eukaryota; Metazoa; Chordata; Actinopteri; Kurtiformes; Apogonidae
Product: trypsin-3-like
Exons: 5
Coding region: 203-1063 (286 amino acids)
Biological process (GO): proteolysis
Molecular function (GO): serine-type endopeptidase activity
Source: RefSeq, a predicted model, not a curated record
UUUGUGCUGUUUUAAUGUCCACCUCCUUUAUUUCUUCCUCCUCUUAGUCAAUAUUUGGUAUAAAAUAUGGUACACUUAUGUCAGUACUGAAGACAAUCUGUAGCCUGUAUCUGUUGAUGUAAGCUUAAAAGUUAUGCAAAAUCCAUGUGUUUUCCUCUCAGACCAUACUGCAAUUUCCCAGGUGGGAUAAUGUUUAAUCUUCAUGCACAGUCGCCUGCAUGGAAACAUCCUUGAGUUUCAGAUAAAGAACAUGAGGUUACGUGGUUCAUCAGUAUAUAUAAGGCCACUGCAGUGCCUCUUGUUGUGUGCAAGUUCAGUUGCAGUCAUGAAGUACUUCAUUCUUCUGGCCCUCUUUGCUGCAGCUUAUGCUGCUCCCAUUGAGGAUGACAAGAUCGUCGGAGGCUACGAGUGCAGAAAGAACUCUGUGGCCUACCAGGUGUCUCUGAACUCUGGCUACCACUUCUGUGGAGGCUCCCUGAUCUCCAGCACCUGGGUGGUGUCUGCUGCUCACUGCUACAAGUCUCGCAUUCAGGUGCGUCUUGGAGAGCACAACAUCGCUGUCAAUGAGGGCACCGAGCAGUUCAUCAACUCUGCCAAAGUUAUCAAGCAUCCCAGGUACAGCAGCCGCAACCUGGACAAUGACAUCAUGCUGAUCAAGCUGAGCAAACCCGCCUCCCUGAACAGCUACGUCCGCACCGUGUCCCUGCCCUCCAGCUGCGCCUCCGCUGGUACCAGGUGUCUGAUCUCCGGAUGGGGCAACACCAGCAGCUCUGGAAGCUACUACCCUGACCGCCUGAGGUGCCUGGACGCCCCCAUCCUGAGCGACAGCAGCUGCAGGAACUCCUACCCUGGACAGAUCACCUCCAACAUGUUCUGUGCUGGAUUCCUGGAGGGAGGCAAGGACUCCUGCCAGGGUGACUCUGGUGGCCCCGUGGUGUGCAACGGUCAGCUGCAGGGUGUGGUGUCCUGGGGUUAUGGCUGCGCCCAGAGGAACAAGCCUGGAGUCUACGCCAAGGUCUGCAACUACAACUCCUGGAUCCGCUCCACCAUGGCCAACAACUAAAUUCAAUGUUGUUCUACUGAACUUCUAAAAAGAAAAAUAAAUUG